AUGCACGAAACGAGCCUCAUCAAUCCGGUUGUGUCGAACAACCAACGGAUGAUUGGUUUAUGGACCCGCAUCGCGCAACGAUACAAUGAGGAGGGAGUGAAGCCUAAAGGGGCACCAUCUCACAAGGCGCCGGAGCUUCGCAAGCAUUUCGAGUGUGUCAUGUUCCACCUUGGUAAGUUUCAUGGCAUAUACGAGAACAAUUGUCGAAUGAUGACGAGCGGUAUGAGCUACGCCGAUGUGCGGGAUUUGUCCCUAGCCCAAUUCACGAGUACCGUCAGUAGCGUCGGGUUCCAACACUGGGAAGCCUACAUGAAACUGAAGGAUCAUGAAAAAAUUCAGGCGGGAUUUGAGGCGGCAGCGACGACAGGCUCGAGGAGGACGAAGCUCGUUGGAUCCGAGAGUUUGAGCGGCAAUGGUCCGACGCCAACCGACUUAACCAAAUCGGUUGAGGUAGUUCAACCCACUCCUCGGUGCCCAAUGGGAGUGAAAGUGGCGAAGGGGAAGGGGAAGUCUCAGGGUAGCGCCUCCUAG
Salvia splendens (bonfire salvia) is the source of this 531-nucleotide messenger RNA. RefSeq names its product glutathione S-transferase T3-like. Bases 1 to 531 code for a protein of 176 amino acids. The transcript has a single exon. The record is from RefSeq and is a predicted model, not a curated record. NCBI's taxonomy places the organism in Eukaryota, Viridiplantae, Streptophyta, Magnoliopsida, Lamiales, Lamiaceae.